AUGUAUCCACUUGCAUCACAGUUCGUAUUUGAUGCAGCAAACAGUCGAUUAUGUGUGAGAAUAAGUGAUAACGAUACCAAUAAAAAUGCAAAGCGAUCACAAUUUGAGAUUGAAAGCAUAUUAAGAAAUAAUUUUUGUGAUAAAACAGUGACUGCUGGAAGUGUAAUCGAAAAGAAUUUGAAAUCCAAUCAAUUUGCAUUUGACCAAAUGUUAAUCGAAGAAAAUCUGCCAAAAAAAUUUAUUGUCAGUGUACAAAACGAUAAAAUAAUUUCGCCAACGGAAUCAAUAAUGAAACAAAAGUUUUGGUUGAAAAGUAUUCGAAUUGCUGACGACAUUCCCGGUGCAAAUACUUUGCUCGAAAUCAGAGACGACAAUGUUGAAAUGAGAUCAAUUAAGACGAUGAAUGUUGGUGAUGAACUGCUGUUAUGGUUCUCCGAAGAAAUCUUAAACUUGAUGGGAAUUCCAUUUCUAGCGCCAUCAAAUAUUCAGGGUCAGAAGGCGUAUGUUUGUCUGCAUUGUUAUCGUUCAUAUGAGGUGCCAAAUCAAUUGAAAAUUCAUUUAGCACGUAAUUGCGAUCAAUUUGAAGAGAGUUUAUUAUGGAAACGACUUCAAGCUGAAUUACUUUCACGUCACCAAAGAAAAGUUUUGAUUCAAUCAAGAAAUUUUGAAAUGCUUAACCAAUUUCAUCCUACGACCUCAAAUCGUCGCUUUUCUGCAUUCCAACCAGUCAUCAAUAAAUGCGAAAAUUCAUCUUCACCACCGACAACAGCAAUGCCAAUGCCAAGUUUAUCACCUGUGUCACAUGACUCAGCACUUGCUGCUGCAGCUCAUCUUGAGACCAUCGUCAGUAAUAUGGGAACAAGCAAGCAAGGUCAUUUGUGUAUUUAUUGCGGAAAGCUUUAUUCGCGAAAAUAUGGAUUAAAAAUUCAUAUCCGAACACACACAGGUUUUAAGCCAUUGAAAUGCAGACACUGCUUUCGAGCAUUCGGCGAUCCGAGUAAUCUAAACAAACACAUUCGCCUUCACAACCAAAGUAGUGAUCAUCAUACAGCGUCGAGUAGUUCUUCUGUAUACAAGUGUCACAUUUGUAGUAAGAUUUUACUUAAAAGGAGGGAAUUGCAGCGACAUAUGCAACUUAAACAUUCAUCGAAUAGCAGCUUGAGCAAUUCUUCUGUUGACGAAUCAUCAAUGACUUUAUUGUCUGUGUCACCUUCAUCAUCAUCAUCAUCAUCAAGUGAAGAUGAAACUCGCUGA
Messenger RNA from Clunio marinus, 1254 nucleotides. Lineage: Eukaryota; Metazoa; Arthropoda; Insecta; Diptera; Chironomidae. The record is from the annotation of a GenBank genome assembly.